AUGGCAAAGGCAUACGAUCGUAUGGAAUGGUCGUUCUUGAGGUGUAUGUUGGAAUCUCUGGGUUUUGCUACGGGAUGGGUCAACUUAAUUAUGCUCUGUGUUACUACUGUCUCCUAUAAUUUCUUGAUUAAUGGGCUAGUAGUGGGCAGGUUGUCCCUACUCGUGGUUUACGCCAGGGCUCAGUUGUCUGGGUCUAUUCAUGGCUGUAGGGUAGCACGAGGUGCGCCUCCUAUCUCACAUCUUUUCUUUGCACAUGAUAGUCUUCUUUUCUUCAAGGCAAAUGCCCAAGAGGUUGAGGCGGUGAAGCAAUGUUUGGAUCUCUAUGAGGGUAUGUCUAGCCAGGCUGUAAACUACCAUAAAUCUAGUGUUUGUUUCAGCAGAAAUACCCCACAGGAUAUGAGAGACGUGGUGGCUGGAGUGCUGGGGGUACCUCAAUCUUCCAAUUUUGGAAAGUAUUUGGGACUACCAGCAUUUGUAGGAAGGAAUAAACGUGCUGCUUUCUCAUAUAUUGAGGAUAAAAUUAAACAGAGAAUCUGUUCAUGGAAUAAGAGAUUAUUGUCACAGGCUGGUAAGGAAAUCUUGUUGAAGAGUGUGGCUCAAGCAAUGCUAACCUUCUCAAUGACUGUGUUUUUACUCCCUGAAUCAGUUUGCCUGUCUGUGCAGAGAACCAUGAAUAAGUAUUGGUGGGGGUCUGGCACGGAGAGGGGUUUACACUGGAAGGCUUGGGAUCGUCUAUGUGUGCCAAAGAAGUUUGGUGGUUUGGGGUUUAAAGAUCUCAGGGCUUUCAACUUGGCAAUGUUGGGGAAGCAGGCAUGGCGUUUCUUAACAAUGCCCAACUCCUUAGUGGCAAAGGUUUAUAAGGCAAGGUAUUAUCCUAAAUCCUCUUUUAUUGAUGCCUCUGUGGGUAAUUGCCCAAGUUUUUGCUGGAGAAGUAUUAUGGCUGCACAUAGUAUUCUUUGUGGAGGUGUUAGACGUAGAAUUGGAAAUGGAAAGUCAACGUUUAUUUGGGGUCAUCCUUGGCUACCAGAUACUGGGGACCCAAUGAUUAAUACGCCAAUGCCACCCCAGCUGAAUGGUGCUCUUGUCUCUGGUUUGAUGGAUGAGGAUUCCAACACCUGGGAUCACUCUAUACUUAUUUUUGCCUGA
Messenger RNA from Ipomoea triloba (trilobed morning glory), 1146 nucleotides. RefSeq lists its product as uncharacterized. The record is from RefSeq and is a predicted model, not a curated record. Bases 1 to 1146 code for a protein of 381 amino acids. Lineage: Eukaryota; Viridiplantae; Streptophyta; Magnoliopsida; Solanales; Convolvulaceae. The transcript is spliced from 2 exons.